Molecule: messenger RNA, 4119 nt
Organism: Perognathus longimembris pacificus (Pacific pocket mouse)
Lineage: Eukaryota; Metazoa; Chordata; Mammalia; Rodentia; Heteromyidae
Gene: Adamts5
Product: ADAM metallopeptidase with thrombospondin type 1 motif 5
Exons: 8
Coding region: 1060-3864 (934 amino acids)
Biological process (GO): proteolysis; extracellular matrix organization
Molecular function (GO): zinc ion binding; metalloendopeptidase activity
Source: RefSeq, a predicted model, not a curated record
UUCCUUUCCUCGAUCACCCUCCUCCUCCCCCUUGGCCUCUCCCCAUCUGAUUAGGCGCGGACCGGGAAGGGUGGGAGUGGUGGGGGAAGGUCUCUCUCUCUCUCUCCUCUCUCUCCCUUCUAGAGGCAGCGUACAGUGACGAAUUGUUGAAAUUGCCAUUUCAGGAUGGCAUGCCGCUAUAAAUUCAUUGUUCCACCUCCUCGCAUCUUCACAGCGCUCGCGCUGCUCGCCGCGCUCGCCGCCGCCGACUGGGGAUGAGGGCGGCCCGGAAGAGCCGGCCGCGGCGGGGACCCGGCCGCGCUGCUGCUGCCCCGGCUCGCCGCCCCCCGCCCCCGACGCUGGGGCUUUAAUUUUGUUUUGCAUGACUUUCCCGCUCCCCCUUUCCACGUCGCCUCUUUCCUUCCCAUCCUCCCGAUUGCAACAAAGCCAAGGCAACCCCACAAAAUAAGAAAGGAAGUGGGGGACCACAGCUCCAAGCGACCGCGGCGCGAGAAUCCGGACCGGCAAGCGGGGUGCCGCCAGGAAGGUUACUGCAACCAGUUGCGGGCCCGGUGUAUGAUACGAUUAUCUUCUUGUUGUUGUGAUUGUUGUUGUUAGGUGCAACGGUUGGGACUGCAUCUGUCUGUAUUUUCUUUGCAAUAUUUGCAGAAUCUCCACCCCUUGGCUUUUUUAAUUAAUAUGUAUAUCAUUUUUGCCACCUCUUUCCGGAAGGCAAAUCCAAUCAUUGUUUCUUGGUGUUGUUUUGUUUGCUUUUAAUUUUUUUUUUCACCCCCAAACCAACAAAGAAAAGUUCGCAAGCUGGCACCACGGCCAGGACCGGCUGGCGCUUCUGCUGCUGUUGCUGCUGCUGCUGCUGCUGCUGGGGCUGGCGGUCCCUUUCCGACACUCAGCAACCUUGCAAGCAAGUGUGUCUGUGCGUGUGUGUGCGCGCGCGCGCGCGUGUGAGUGUGAGUGUGUGUCACCCCCCCCUCCCCAUCCCCGCCCCUGCAAACUUCUCUAGCAAAUAACAAAUACCUAUAAAGUGCCGGUGGCGCAGCCCCUCCCCGCGGGCAGCGCACUAUGCUGCUCGGGUGGGCGUCCCUGCUGCUGUGCGCCUUGCGCCUGCCCGCGGCCGCCGCCAGCUCCGCCGCGGCACCUGCCCAGGAUAAAACCGGGCCGCCCCGGGCGGCCGCCGCGGCCGCGCAGCCCCGCCGGCGGCGAGGGGAGGAGGAGGCGCGGGAGCCCAUCCAGCCUCCGGACUCCCUCCAGCCCUGGACGCCGCCGGCGCGGCCGCGCACGAGUAGCGGGCUGGUGCAGAACAUCGACCGACUCUACUCCGGCGGCGGCAAGGUGGGCUACCUGGUGUACGCGGGCGGCCGCCGAUUCCUUCUGGACCUGGAGAGGGACGACUCGGUGGGCGCCGCUGGCUUGGUCCCGGCGGGGGGCGGGCUGAACGCCCCCGGGCGCCACCGUGGCCACUGCUUCUACCGGGGCACGGUGGACGGCAGCCCCCGAUCGCUGGCUGUCUUUGACCUUUGCGGGGCUCUCGACGGCUUCUUCGCGGUCAAGCACGCGCGUUACACCCUGAAGCCGCUCGUGCGCGGCCCCUGGGCGCAGGCGGAGGCGGACAAGGUGUAUGGAGAUGGAUCUGCGCGGAUCUUACACGUCUACACCCGCGAAGGCUUCAGCUUCGAGGCCCUGCAGCCCCGCGCCAGCUGUGAGACCCCCGCGUCCCCGCCGGGGUCCCGCGAGCGCCCCCCGGUGCGCGGUCAUCCCGGCCCACGUGCAGCGCUGGCCCCGCGGCUUCCCAGCCCGGCUUCCCUCCCACCUGCCGGCGCCCCGGGCCCCCAGACGUGGUGGCGGAGGCGGCGCCGCUCCAUCUCCCGAGCCCGCCAGGUGGAGCUGCUCCUGGUGGCGGACGCAUCCAUGGCACGGAUGUACGGCCGGGGCCUGCAGCACUACCUGCUCACCCUGGCCUCCAUCGCCAACCGGCUGUACAACCACGCCAGCAUCGAGAACCACAUCCGCCUGGCCGUGGUGAAGGUGGUGGUGCUGGGCGACAAGGAUAAGAGCCUGGAGGUGAGCAAGAACGCGGCCACCACGCUCAAGAACUUUUGCAAAUGGCAGCACCAACACAACCAGCUGGAAGACGACCACGAAGAGCACCACGACGCCGCCAUCCUGUUCACGCGGGAGGAUUUAUGUGGGCAUCAUUCAUGUGACACUCUGGGAAUGGCAGACGUUGGGACCAUAUGUUCUCCGGAGCGCAGCUGUGCAGUGAUUGAAGACGACGGCCUCCACGCAGCCUUCACCGUGGCUCAUGAAAUUGGACAUCUACUUGGCCUCUCCCAUGACGAUUCCAAAUUCUGUGAAGAGAACUUUGGCUCCACAGAAGAUAAGCGCUUAAUGUCUUCCAUCCUAACCAGCAUUGAGGCAUCCAAGCCCUGGUCUAAAUGCACCUCAGCCACCAUCACGGAAUUUCUGGAUGAUGGCCACGGUAACUGCCUGCUGGAUCUACCACGAAAGCAGAUCUUGGGCCCUGAAGAACUCCCAGGACAGAUCUAUGAUGCUACUCAGCAAUGUAACCUGACGUUCGGGCCCGAGUACUCGGUGUGCCCCGGCAUGGACGUGUGUGCCCGGCUGUGGUGCGCUGUGGUACGCCAGGGCCAGAUGGUGUGUCUGACCAAGAAGCUUCCGGCCGUGGAAGGGACGCCCUGUGGAAAGGGGAGAAUCUGCCUGCAGGGCAAGUGUGUGGACAAGACCAAGAAAAAAUAUUACUCAACAUCAAGCCAUGGUAACUGGGGGUCCUGGGGCCCCUGGGGCCAGUGUUCACGUUCUUGUGGAGGAGGAGUACAGUUUGCUUAUCGCCACUGCAACAACCCUGCACCCAGAAACAGUGGCCGCUACUGCACAGGGAAGAGAGCCAUCUACCGCUCCUGCAGCGUCUUGCCCUGCCCAGCCAAUGGUAAAUCUUUUCGUCUUGAGCAGUGUGAAGCCAAAAAUGGCUAUCAGUCUGAUGCCAAAGGAGUCAAAACAUUUGUGGAAUGGGUUCCCAAAUAUGCAGGUGUGCUGCCAGCAGAUGUGUGCAAAUUGACCUGCAGGGCCAAGGGCACUGGUUAUUAUGUAGUCUUCUCACCAAAGGUGACCGAUGGGACCGAGUGCCGGCCUUAUAGCAAUUCUGUGUGCGUGCGAGGAAGGUGUGUACGAACUGGCUGCGACGGCAUCAUCGGCUCUAAGCUGCAGUAUGACAAGUGUGGGGUGUGUGGAGGAGACAAUUCCAGCUGCACCAAGGUUAUAGGAACCUUCAAUAAGAAAAGUAAGGGUUACACUGACGUUGUGAGGAUCCCCGAAGGGGCGACCCACAUAAAAGUCCGACAGUUUAAAGCCAAAGACCAGACAAGAUUCACCGCCUACUUAGCCCUGAAGAAGAAGAACGGUGAGUACCUCGUCAAUGGAAAAUACAUGAUCUCCACCUCAGAGACCAUCAUCGACAUCAAUGGGACGGUGAUGAACUACAGCGGCUGGAGCCACAGGGACGACUUCCUGCACGGUAUGGGCUACGCAGCCACGAAGGAAAUUCUCAUCGUGCAGAUCCUUGCCACGGACCCCACGAAAGCAUUAGAUGUCCGUUACAGCUUUUUUGUCCCCAAGAAGUCUACUCAAAAAGCGAACUCGGUCACUCACCACAGCAGCAAUAAAGUAGGAGCAACCACUCAACAGCUGCAGUGGGUGACAGGCCCCUGGUUGGCCUGUUCCAGGACCUGCGACACUGGCUGGCACACCAGGACAGUGCAGUGCCAAGAUGGAAGCCGGAAGCUAGCCAAGGGAUGUCUUCUAGCUCAGAGACCUUCGGCCUUUAAGCAGUGUUUGCUGAAGAAAUGUUAGCCUGUGGUGAUGCUCUUGUGCACAAAGAUAAUGGGAGGAUCCGUCGUGGAGACAGACAUGGUGAAGAGGAGGCAUACUCAACGCACAGAAAGCCAUGCUUCCAUGUCAUUGUCACCAGGAGUCGAGUUAUGGGCAGAAUCUGCUCUCUAUGACCAAAAAGAUGAACUGCUUAGUGUGAUCAUGGUGACCUUGGAAUACAGAAGAUCCUGGGAGUUACUGAACCUCCCCUAGGCCUACAAGAAUGAGACAAGAAAA